Messenger RNA from Penicillium riverlandense, 2184 nucleotides. Its product is annotated as RMD1 family protein. The record is from RefSeq and is a predicted model, not a curated record. The transcript is spliced from 3 exons. The coding region runs from base 1 to 2184 and encodes 727 amino acids. NCBI's taxonomy places the organism in Eukaryota, Fungi, Ascomycota, Eurotiomycetes, Eurotiales, Aspergillaceae.
AUGACUCCUCCCCCGCGUGGACGGGGGACCCAGCGGAGUCCGACCGUCCUGGUCACCGACUCUCGCGACCAGCAGCCCGCGGCAACACCCCGUCGGCGCCGAUCGCCCGCAACCCGCUUCAUUACCGUCGACAACGUCCUCCAAUAUGCCUCCGACGUGCCCUCCGCCCAGCAGCGCCAUCCUAUGCCGGGGUCCCGGUCUCGACGAGACCGGCUCUCCUCCGCCACCGGCGGACUGAUUGGACAUGCAGGCGGGAGUAGUUCCGCCGCCGUGGCUAAUACGGCGCGACUUGCAGCGCAGCCGCGUCUUCCGCCGCGGACGACUAAAGUCAGCGAGAAGCUGGUGCUUCUCCCUGAUACGGGGGGCGUGGGUGAGCCGGAUGAAGAGGAGGACGAAGACGAGGAGGGGCGAGAGGGAGACGAGCUUGUGGACGAGGAGCUUGUUGCGCGGGUGGCGAAGGAUAGGAAUCUGGAUCCGGAGGCAGUUCGACACCUGCUGCUGGCGCAGAAGCGGCUGGGUGGGGACUUUGGCAUUGACAAUGACACUGCGCCGCUGUUGGCUGAGGAAGAGCUGCUGCGCAAGAGACGCAUUGCACCUCAGCGCGCCAAGAGCUACGCGGAGCGACUACCCAAGGCGCGGCGCGCGGAGAAGCUCGCCCGAGUGACGGCUUACUGCACCGCGCAGGCGUACAAGAUGAGCUCGGUUGCGGCAUUCGUCAAGGAGUGGCAUGGCGCAAGGACGAAGCUGUAUGAUGACUGUCUCUACACGGCGUACCAUCUGCCACUGCUUCCAGGCCACGAGGGCUAUCGGCUGCGCAGCAGCCCCGUGCUGAAAUAUCCUGGCGGCAAGUCCUUGCUGGACGAAGAAAUCGAGCGCAAUGAGCUGCGCGACCAUCACGACGAUUACAUGGUCGAGGCGGAGGAGCAUUCCGUUGGUGGGCAUAACCGGCAGGAAUACGAGCACGAGCACCAACAUGAUGAUGCGUCGCCGCGGGACUCGGAUGAACACGCGAGGGAGAACCAGAGCUUUCUGGAUCGGAUAUCUGAGGAAGGCGGUCGAUCUGAGGAGCAUGAGCAUGCGGUGGCUUCGGAUGAGAGCACUGCGUCGCAGAGUAUCCCGCCGUCAAGUCCUGAUGUGGAACCCAUCCCUCGUCCUCGCCGACACAGCACGGAUGAUACUCAUGCACUGCAUCGAGACCGUCCCUCACCACCUCUACCUUCACCUGCACCCGCACCCACAUCAUCAUCGCCACAACUCCCAUCACCGCCAGCGCGGACAUUAUACAACGUCGCCGAGAUGUUCGUCUUCAGCUACGGCGUAGUAGUCUUCUGGAACUUCACCGAGCGACAAGAGAAAGACCUACUCGCAGACCUAGUAUUCGCCACAUCCUCCGCAACGGGAAUCCCCAUCCCGCUCGCGACAAUGCCCCUCGACGAAGAGGACUUUGAGACCGAGGAGUUCCACUUUGAGUACUCGACUGAGAUCUCCCGCCCGCGUGUAUACAACGACAUGAUCACCCUUCGCAGUGGAGACCACAUGAUCAAGCUGGCUAUCAGUCACGGCAUCGCGCAGAGCACGAAGCUGUGCUUCUUCGAGGAGGUCAUGGCUCGCCAGAUGGAUGAUGCGAAGGAUGUGCCACGCCGCCUGGCCAUGUCAGGGAAGCUGGGAAUGAAGCGCGAGGAGGUUUUCCGGAUUUUGGGGAGAUUGUUUAAGAGUCGUGUUGAGGUGAAUCUUUCAUCCAACAUGCUCGACGUCCCCAAUUUCUUCUGGGAAAGUGAACCAACCCUGUAUCCGCUCUACAUCGCCGUGCGCGAGUAUCUCGAGAUCAAACCCCGCAUCCAAGUCCUAAAUGAACGCUGCCGCGUAUUCCUAGAUCUCGCAGAGAUCCUAUCCGACUCGAUAGCAGACAGCCGCACUUCCUAUCAAACGUGGAUUAUCAUCGUCCUAAUCCUCAUCUCCAUCAUCGUCACAGUCUCUGAAGUCUUCCUUCGCUUCGGUCUUCUUCACACCCGAGAAGGCGCGGCUCAUAUCCUUGGCCGCGCUAUGGGUCGCUCCUCUUUGCCUGUUGCCUCUCCGUCGGAGUGGAUGUCUUCCUCUUCUGCUAAUAUCCCGCCGGGCUGUGUGUGUCCUUCUCUUCCGCCGGGAGCGCAAGGGCCGGAGGGUCUCAGUCAGAUGAUUGGUUAA